CCGAAGAAAACAAUCCAGUAAACGUCCUCACUCUCUGAUUCCCUUUUGAUUAUCCAACUCUCUAGGGCCACCCGUCACUUCCGUGUGUUCAAUGGUGGCCGUUACCCAGGCAUGUGCCGUGUUUGUCACGAUGACUUCACUUGUGCUGAUUUCCAUCAAGUUUUCUUACCAACCGAUAAUGAACUGGGGCCAACACGCAACAAACUUCCAGGAAGCUCCAAAGCCAAUGUUGAAACUCCACUCAAUCAAGAAACCAGUUCAACCAAUCAACAUCAAGCCACUGACCAUCGAGCCAUCACUUAAACCAAUCACCGUCAAUCCACUGGUUAAGCAACUUCCAAUGGAGCAGCCUCUCCAUGUAACAUGCUCGCAAAAUACUAAGAUUGUCGUGCUAAACAGAGACCGCCCGCAUCGUCAAGGAGAUGUUCUUACCGCGAUUGUAACAGCAAGGGACCAAGAGGGAAGGCCUAAGACGUACGGAGGAGACUUUUUCCGUGCAAGACUCAUCAGGGAUGGUUCACCGCAGGCUAGUAGCGCAGGACACAUCAUUGACCAUGACAAUGGCACCUACACUGUGGAAUUCCCGCUGCACUGGUUGGGGAAUGUUCGGAUUAAGAUUCAGCUCGUCCAUCCAAGUGAAGCAGUGAAGGUCCUAUGGAGACUGCGAGACAUUCCCAACAAGAUAGGUUUCCAGUGCUCUUUCUUUGACGAAAAAACGAAGAUCACUGAAAAACGUGAAUGCUUCAGCUCUGCAAGUCCCAGUCUUCAACCUGACCAACAGUGUGAUCUGUCAAAACCGGAGGUGAACGGAACCUGGUUUUGUCAAAGACCGAAGAAAGUUCCAUGCACCACCAUCGCCAAGUGUCGGUCUUCUAAGGACAGGGUUUUGGGCCUUGUGUCUCAAGAGGAAGUAAAAUAUUUCCAAAAGCCGCAUAUAGAAGAAGAACUAAAAAACGACGUACCCUUGCCUAUCCGUGUCCUUGAGCCAGAACUGCCCACUCCUCCAUAUCUCCCAGCAUGCACAUGGAACAUGCCGGAUGCUCAGAUGAAAGGAUUCUGGUUAGGAAAAGUGUGGAAGUCGUCUGUCUGCAACGUACGAGUCUUCACUCCAGCUGACAUCAAACGCUGUCUGGCUGACAAGACCGUGUACAUGCAAGGUGACUCCACCCUCAGACAGUGGUACAUCAGGUUUAAGGAGUUGCUGACGUUGAACAUCACUGAAUCUGGGGAUUAUUCUGUUUUGGAAUACGGAAAGAACAGCUAUUGGAACAUCACCAUCCGUUACCGCUUCCACUAUCUUCCCAUCCAGGGGAAAUUCUGGCUUCCCCUCUCCCAGCUCAGUUAUGCCGCCGAUCAACUGGAUACCAUUCAAGGAGGACCGAACACGGUGAUAGUCCUGGGUCUGUGGGCUCACUUCACAGCAGAGCCGCUUGAGGUGAUCCAGUCACGACUGUACGCCAUCCGGCUCGCUAUACACCGCCUUCUGCACAGGGCUCCUGGCACAAGGGUUUUUGUGAGAACCGGAACAACUCGAGAGCACAAGAAUGGCAAGUUGCAGCACUACCUGCUACGUAGUGACUGGUUGGCGUACCAGAUCACGGAAAUGAUACGAGAGAUGUUCCUGGGAGAACCAGGUGUGGUCGUGUUGGACACGUGGGACAUGAGCGUGUGUCAGCCGGGGAAAGACAACGUUCACCCAGAUCAAACCAUGGUGGACAAUGAACUAAACGUACUGUUGUCUUACAUCUGCUAAUGUAUAAUUGAGCACAUCAUUGAACGGCCUGUUACACGAAACUAGAGUUUCACAACCUCAUGCUUGUUUCUAAUUGCAAUUGAUUAUAUACAAACAAGGAACUCAUUUGAAUAAAUCAUAUCAGUUGAUCGAUUUUCUACCCCAAAAAAGGAUUUCAAAAAUAAAUAUAUGCAAGUGUUAUCUUUGUUAUGAGUUGUCCGUCGCUAUGGAAUUAUAAAUUUUCUCAUUUGUUAUGAAAAUGAGGUCCUUAUCUAGACCGCUCCCCCAGCCUCAUCAACAUCUAGAAAUGCAAAAUAAAAGUGUAAAUAUUUGACGGACAUGCAGUCAGUUUCUCAUCGUUCGAACCACCUGUCGUCAUGCUGUCCUUCUCCAAAGUUUCCUUCAUAAGUUAAUGUUAAUGAUGCAGUGACUGAACUAAUCUGUGUAUGGUGAUGGCACUAUUUAUGGCACUGGAAGUUUUCUGUUGCUUGUGUUCAGCACCAAGGACAGGUGCGUUCGUGUGUACUGAAAACCUUUAUGUACUUGGAUUAACAGCGCCACCUUACAAUACUAACUAGAACCGCAAUCAUCAAAGAAACAACAUUCUCUGUUGUCACUAAUCAAUAGCGGCGCUUAGCAGCCCUUAGUUGCUAGUACUGUUAAAACACGAUUCUGUACAUGUGCACAUUCAACGCUUUUGACAGUAGACUUUUGGCUGUAUCCUUUACGAACCGGUUUUGUUUAAAAGAUGGCAUGAAUUUUCGUAUGCCCCCAGGUCGUGUCACACUGGCAUGUGCAUCACGGGCUCUUCACCAUCCAGCACCCCCCGAGCGUUUUCCAUAUACGGUAAUAAGGGUUUUAUAGACCGGGGAGUCUCAACAUCUCAUCACAGGGAAGUCAAACAGGUCAUCAGCGAUGGAAGAUUGUCAGUCAUUGAAAUUGGAAAGUUCUUAACUUCCAGGGACCAGGUGCGUUUGUGUGUGGAUGGUGUUCAGCACCAAGGACGGGUGUGUUUGUGUGGAGAUUGUGUUCAACACCAAGGGUAGAUGUGUUUGUGUGUGGAUAACAUUCUACAGGAAGAGCAGGUGUGCUUUGUGUGCUAAAACGUCAACACCAUUAUGCUCAUGGAUCAAAAGCGUCCCCUUGCAAUGCUUACUAGAACUGCAGUCACCUCUUUUGCAAAGUAGCUUAUUCUCGUGGACCAAAAUCAUGAUUGUCAAAACUAAUACAUCGCAUUGCUCUCUGAUACGGUGGCAGUAAAUAACGUUGGUACUAUGGCCAUACUGUAAAUGUAUUUCUACAAGUCAAGUCAAAGUCAAACCGGGCCUGUUCUAUUCUGGAAUAAGAAUUAUAAAUUGGUUGAUUAGUUAGUUAGU
Messenger RNA from Branchiostoma floridae (Florida lancelet), 3108 nucleotides. RefSeq names its product NXPE family member 4-like. The transcript is spliced from 7 exons. The record is from RefSeq and is a predicted model, not a curated record. The coding region runs from base 92 to 1753 and encodes 553 amino acids. Lineage: Eukaryota; Metazoa; Chordata; Leptocardii; Amphioxiformes; Branchiostomatidae.